Molecule: messenger RNA, 858 nt
Organism: Penicillium pulvis
Lineage: Eukaryota; Fungi; Ascomycota; Eurotiomycetes; Eurotiales; Aspergillaceae
Product: class II aldolase/adducin family protein
Exons: 3
Coding region: 1-858 (285 amino acids)
Cellular component (GO): cytoskeleton
Molecular function (GO): actin filament binding
Source: RefSeq, a predicted model, not a curated record
AUGGCGCCUACUGCUACCGUUCUUCUAAAUGAAGACCGCACCAACGCAGCAUCAGGUGCCCUCGGCCUAGCCAAAGAUGGGCGAAAGCUCAAAAUCCGCUCAUACCCUAAAUUCGACACCCUUCUCGAAGAAAGACUUUACCGAAAACAGCACCUCGCUGCAGCUUUUCGCGUCUUUGCCGAUCGAGGGUUUGACGAGGGUGUCGCAGGACAUAUCUCCGUCCGAGACCCCAUCUUGACAGAUCACUUUUGGCUGAACCCAUUAUCCAUGCAUUUUGCUCUAAUCAAAGUCUCAGACUUGAUUCUGGUGAACGAAGACGGGGAAGUUGUCGAGGGAGACGAACCUAUCAACGGAGCUGCCUUUGCUAUCCACUCAGAAAUACAUAAGGCUCGACCGGAGGUCAAUGCUGCGUGUCACGCGCACUCUGUUCAUGGGAAGGCAUUCAGUGCUUUUGGUCGGGAGCUGGAUAUGAUUACGCAGGAUUCAUUGCGCUUUUAUAAAAGCCAUGCUGUUUACGCGGAGUUUGGGGGCGUGGUUCUGGAUCGGGAGGAGGGAAGAAGAAUUACAGCGGCGCUUGGGAAUGGGAAGGCUGUUAUUUUGCAGAACCAUGGGUUGCUUACUGUUGGUGGAAGUAUUGAUGAGGCGGCGUUCUGGUUUAUCAGUCUGGAUAAAACAUGUCAUGCGCAGCUUCUUGUUGAUGCAGCUGAGCUAGGUAGUGGUCACAAGAGGAAGAUCAUCAAUGAAGAGGAGGCGGAGUUUACGUCGAAGCAAGUUGGAGGACCGGAGAAAGGAUGGUUGGCAUUCCAGCCUUACUAUGAUGAGAUUGUCGCGAAAACAAAUGGUGGGUUUUUACUGUGA